UGACGUCGCUGAUCGGCCCGGAAGCGCUCACACGUGUGCUCACUGCCCUGCUCCUGGCCCUUUGGCCGCCCGGGCUGUUUCUGGCCAUGGGUCGCUCCCGCCGGACAGGCGCGCACCGAGCGCACUCUCUAGCCCGGCAGAUGAAGGCGAAGCGGCGGCGGCCGGACCUGGAUGAGAUUCACCGCGAGCUGCGGCCUCUGGGACCCGCACGGCCCCAGCCCGACCCAGACGCCGAGCCCGACCUCGACCUGCCAGGGGGCGGCCUGCACCGCUGUCUGGCCUGCGCGAAGUACUUCAUCGAUUCCGCCAAUCUGAAGACCCACUUCCGAUCCAAAGACCACAAGAAAAGGUAUGAAGGAGUAAGGAGAGGAUUGAUGGAUGGGUGCUCAGCAGAUAGGGCUUUCACCUGUCAUCUCCCAACUCCUGUUUUUCUUUCUCCCAGGCUGAAGCAGCUGAGCGUCGAGCCCUACAGUCAGGAAGAGGCGGAGAGGGCAGCGGGUAUGGGAUCCUAUGUGCCCCCCAGGCGGCUAGCAGUGCCCACAGAAGUGUCCACUGAGGUCCCUGAGAUGGACACCUCUACCUGACAUGGCCUGAAGAUGCAGGGCAGAGGAGUUGCCCAUGGACAGUGACGCAAGGACUAGGCUGGGAGGGAGCGUGCCAACCCCUUUUGGCUCUGGGUUUGGGGAACGGAGGGCCUCUUCUGGGUGCCCUGCCCCCAAUAAAGGAACUGGACAAAGAGA
Mandrillus leucophaeus (drill) is the source of this 740-nucleotide messenger RNA. It is a transcript of the gene ZNF593, whose product is annotated as zinc finger protein 593. Bases 87 to 584 code for a protein of 165 amino acids. Lineage: Eukaryota; Metazoa; Chordata; Mammalia; Primates; Cercopithecidae. Gene Ontology annotation, molecular function: zinc ion binding; nucleic acid binding. The transcript has 2 exons. The record is from RefSeq and is a predicted model, not a curated record.